This is a messenger RNA of Paramecium pentaurelia, 3270 nucleotides long. The record is from the annotation of a GenBank genome assembly. NCBI's taxonomy places the organism in Eukaryota, Ciliophora, Oligohymenophorea, Peniculida, Parameciidae.
UCAAUGUCUUUGCCAUAAGGAAUUCCAAUGAAUGCUGUUUAUAAACAAGUUGUUAUGGAGCAUAAGGAAGAUGAUAGAGUUGAGCAAUUAGAAGCACAAAUAUAUAACAUGGAAAAAGAUCAUAGUAUGUGGAGAAAGAAGUAUUUUGAACUUGAAUCAUUAUAUGAUAAGUGUAGAUAUGCUGCUGAAAAAGUAAAUAUUUUUUUAUUAAAUUAAGUCAGUCUAAUUAGAAGAUAGAAUCAAUCUAUUAAGAUAAGACAAUUCAUAAAUAUCAGGUUUGCUUAGAGAAAAAGCUACAGAAUGUGAAAAAAUGAGAGUGAGAUUGACAUAAUUAGAAAAUGAGAAUUUUGAAUUAAAUACAAUCAGAUUAUAAGUAACUAAAUUUAAUGAUCUUUUAUCAUAAAAGACAUAAGAUAUUGAGUAAUUAAGAAAGAAAAAUUCAGAAAUUUAUGCUAGAGUAAUUGAAUUAGAAGGAAAUGAAUUAGUUAUUAGAGAUUAUAAGGCUUAAGUAAAUAGUUUGACAAAGGAUUUAGAUGUUUGGAAAAAAUUAUAUGAGGAUUAAUAAUAAGAAAGAGUCAAACUAUUAGAAAUUAUUAGAUAAUUUGAAUUAAACAAUCCUUUAUCAGGAUCAGUCAAAUCAUCUUAAUAAUAAAAUAGUGAAGUAAUUGAAAGAAGAGUUGUCACUACUUCAGAAACGACUAAUAAUACUCUUUAAUUAUAAUCAUCACUUUUAUAAAAUUAAGCAACUAUUUCUGAUUUGGAGGAUAGACUUGGAUUCUAAGAAAAGUAAUAUGAUAAAUUGAAGCAAGAAUUAGAAGGCAGAAUUAAAAUUAAUAAUGAACUUAAAUUAAAGUAAUAUAUUAUUUUAUUUAUAGAAUAACUUAAUAAGAAUGUGAAUUGAAGAAUAUAAAUUAUUUGAAAUUAGAUAAUUAAAAAUUAAAGGAUUAAUUAGAUUAAACUAAAAGAGAACUUGAUUAAUUUAGAAAAUAAUAUUAUACAACUUUAAGUAAAUUAUAAAUUGCUGAAUAAUAACUUAAUGAAUUAUAUAAUUUGGAAAAUAGACUUUAAUUAUUAUAAUAAGAAAGAGACACCUUAAAUAAAUCAUUAAAAUAAAAAAAUGAAGAUAUUGGAUAAUUGUAAGACAAAGUUUCAUCAUUAUUAUCUUAAUUAGAAUAAUUGAGACUUAAUGAUUAAGCAAGAAAUGCUGCAGAAAAUGAAGUUAUUUAACUCAAAUCUGAAUUAAACAAACUCUAAAGUAAUCUUAAAUAAAAAGAAUAAACUAUCACAGAUUUACAUGGAAAAAUAAAUGACUUAUAAAAAUAAUUAACUAAUGCAUAAUCUGAUUUUAAGAGAUUGUAAGCUAAGGAUUAUUCAGGAUUAUAAGAUUAAGCAAAAUUAGUUAAUGAAUUAUAAUAGAAAUUACUUUAAUUGAGUCAAGAUAACUCAAAAUUCUAAAGUUAAGCUUUUAAUUUAGAAUCCAAAAAUAAUUCAUAAGUUUAAGAUAUUUAAAGAUUGAAUUCAUUAUUAUAGACUAAAACAUAAGAACUUUAAGAUGCAAAUAAGAAAAUUAAUGAUUUAGAAAAUGAUAAGACAAUUCCUGAUCUUAAGUUUUAGAACUCUUAAUUAAUUGCUGAAUUGAGAGAAUAAGAAACUGAAAACUAAGGUUUAUAAGAAAAAUUACAAAUUUUAGAAAAUUAAAUAAUUCAAUUAAAUACUAAAUUGACUACAGCUGAAGCUUAAGCUAAUUGUAAUUUGAAUGAGAAAAAUAAGGUUGAUUAAUUGUUGUCUUCUUAUUUGCUUCAAUUAUCAUAAUUAGAAAAAGAGUAAUAUAUUAAUUUAAUAUUUUUAGAGUAGAUGAACUAAGAGUCAUAGCCCAAUAAGUAUCAUAAUAGAGUGCCAUAAAUAAAUAAUAAGAAUAACACAUCUAAGCAUUAUAGAAACAAUUAAAAGAAUAUAGUAGCUAAUUCAAUGAAGUAAGUAAAGAAAAUGAGAAAUUAUAUGUUGAUAAUUCUCAACUCUCUACUCGUAUUUCUUAAUUAAGUGAAUUGCCAAAUAAGAUAUAAAUAUUAGAUGAGGGAAUAUAAAAACUUUAAUAAGAUUAUAAUAAUGAAUUGUAAGCUAAUGAAACAUUAAAUAAAUAAUUGAAUGAUGCUUUAAAAGUAAAGAAUGAUUUAGAAAAUAAAAUAGCCAUGUUAUCAACAGAAGUUGAAAGAUUUUAAUAUAAAUUAAAUAGUAGAUAAAAUGAGGCUGAAUAAUUAAAAAAAUAAAUAGUUGAAUUGGAAACUCAAAUUGCUUAAUUGAAAUAAUUGGAAUCAGAUAAUUAAGUUUUGGCAGAUAAAAUUGCUCAUCUUGAACAACAAUUAAUUAAUGAAGCAAAUAAGAAUUUAGAACAUCUUUUAAGAGUUAGUUAAGAUGAAACUAAAUCAUAUAUAUUAGAUAAUAAUAAUCUCAAAUAACAAUUAGAUUAAAAAGAAUAAGAAAAUAAAUAAAAGGAUGAAUCUUAUAGAUAAUUAGAAUAAAAAUAUUAAUAACUUUAAAGUUCAAAUAAGAAUUUAGAAGCAUAGAAUACUUAAAUUGCUGAAUUAUAAAAUGUUAUAGCUGGAUAAGAAAGUGAUAUUCAAAAAUUCUAAGAUCUUAUAGAAGAAUUAAGAGAUAAAAAUAAUGAUUUAGUAGCAGAGUAAAUUAUUUAUAUAAUUAUUAUUUAGAUCUUAAAAAUUAUAAAUUGAAUUAACUUAAUAAUAAGUAUAGAUUUCAGAUUUGAAAAAUCAAAUUGAAAAACUAAAUACUCAAGUGAAUAACAAUUAAAAUUAUGAUUAAUUAAUAGAAGAAUUGAAGAGAAAAAUAGAGAAAUUGUAAGAAGAAAAAGUAAUAUUUAAUUAUAUUAUAUUAUAGUACUAAUUAGAAAAUAAAGUGGCCUUAUUGUCAAGUGAAAUAGAGAGAAUGAGAGUUAAAUAUGAUGCUUAAGGAAAUAAAUUAAAUACUUCAGAAGAGUAAAGAUAAGGUGUAACUAAGGAAUUAGAAUAAGUACAUAAAUUAUUUGAAGAAUCAUAAGAUGUAUAUAUAUUAUUUAAAUAAAAAUAGGAAAUUGAUAAAUUAUAGGAAUAAUUGUCAAAACAAAAAGAAUUAGAAUAAAAAGAAUAAGCUUUAAGUUUAACUUUAGUAAAUGCAUUUAAUGAAAUUGAUGCUUUGAGAUCAUAAUUAUAGAAGGUUUCAAAUGAAGCUAAUGAAUAAAAGAAGGCCAAUAUUGUAUUGGCUACAUAAUAAUAAUGA